Molecule: messenger RNA, 877 nt
Organism: Halichondria panicea
Lineage: Eukaryota; Metazoa; Porifera; Demospongiae; Suberitida; Halichondriidae
Exons: 5
Coding region: 56-700 (214 amino acids)
Source: RefSeq, a predicted model, not a curated record
AACUCACCUGCAAACAGCAAGCAAGCAACCAACUCUUCAAUAUAACAGCUGCAAGAUGUCACAAAUCAGUCAAGCUCUCUUCAGUGCACAAAUGAUCACUCUCCUACUGUGCAGUUUCAAUCUAUUCACUACUACAGCUGCUCCGAUACAACUAGUCGUUGACCCAGCCAUCAUCGAAACAGAAUUAAACACAUGGGCAAAUUUCACUUGUACUCUCUCUUGCGAAUUCAAAGAUGACUUCAGGAUUAGAUGGUUUGCUGGAGAUACUACCCUCCGAGGCAGACUAAUUCGACAUGGCAACCCAUCAAGAGUUAUCGAAGAAGAUGACACCUGUGGAAUCCCCGGCACAGAAGGGAAAUUCUGGCAAAUACUACGCAUACGAGUGGAUUCGAUAGACCUUAACAAGACCCCCGUACAGUGCACGGCCUCGCCUAAGACCAGUCAAAACACAGUCCACUUCAGCUCCUACUCUGUGCUGAAAGUAAAUGCUCCAGUACCGGAGGUUGAAACAACUGUACCUGUACCUGACUGCAAGCACACUACACAAGCCAAUGAUGAGUCCGUGACAGCAGCCCCUCAAGCCCAAACUACAAAGUCAUCAGAACCAGGCAUGGUAAUUAACGCAGCAAGUUCACUGUCGUCAGUAGUGAUGACAACUCUGCUCGGACUACUAAUACAGAACCUCUGCUCAAAUUUAUAGCAUUUUGUUUGUGGCACUACUUUAUCGUGUAUCGUUUUGUAGCUUGUUCACUGUGUUUAUCACUUUUUACCCACAUCCUUAGAGCAAAUCAUUUCUGCACAAUCAAUAAAUUAUUUGGCAGAUCAUUAUCUAUUCAUCACUAUAAUUAUUGCCAGCCAAAAAUUUUCAACAAUAAAA